GCAGUGAAUUUUCACUCAUUUUCUAUUUAUUAAGUUACAAAAAUUAACAUAAGUGGCCGAUUUGUACUUCUAUACUUACCUCUUUACAUAAAUAUACGCCAGACGUAGUAUUGGAAAUGGAUGUAAUCAGCGAAAUCAAUGAAAAAUAUUCCGCAUUGGAGGCAGAAAUCGACAGGAGGUUGGACAAAAUCAAAAUGGAAGAAAAGAAAUUGGAAAAGUUGCAAGAACAAAGAGCGAGCAAAACAUCAGCACAAACUACUAAAGUUCUCUCGUAUGAGGAGUCACUUGCGAGAAAUACAAAUUUGCUUAAGUCAUUGGAGAUAGCCAAAGCGCGGUUACGUUCACGUUCGACUUUCUCGCCAGUUGAGCAAAUACUGGAAAAGGCAAUAGCAAACUAUAAGAGCGACCUGGAAACGUCACAGCAAUUAUCGUCACGUUUCAAGCAAGUGCAAAUUUAUGAAGCGUCACCUAUGCUAGGCACUGCCAGAGAAGAUGGAGUACAACUGAAGUGAGUGCAAGUGAUGCACACACACGCACAUAUCCACACGCAUUUUUAAGUACUUAUUUAAGUAAUGUAUCAACUUGUACGCAAAUGAGAUCAUAUUUAAUAAAACUGCUGAA
This is a messenger RNA of Anastrepha obliqua, 621 nucleotides long. RefSeq lists its product as uncharacterized. Lineage: Eukaryota; Metazoa; Arthropoda; Insecta; Diptera; Tephritidae. Bases 117 to 512 code for a protein of 131 amino acids. The record is from RefSeq and is a predicted model, not a curated record. The transcript is spliced from 3 exons.